GUCGCCGUAGCCUUGGAACCGCUGCCGCCACUACCCCCUAAUAGACGUUCGGCUACCCACCCGUUCGUUGUCAACUCUACGUCGUUCCCUCAAUUGUUCAAUUCGCUCCCACCGAUUGUCGCCUGGACUUCACCGUCGCUAGCCUGUCACUAUGUCGGGCCAUCCGCAAGGAGGCCACUACGACGAUGGCUACGGCCACUCGGGCCAGGACGCCUAUUAUCACGAUGACCCCCAGGGCUAUUACGACGGCCAGCAUGGGGGCACCGAUUCGUACUAUGAUCAAAGCGGCUACUACGACGAUGGCCACGGUCAGUACGCCCAAGACGGCUACUACGACGAACAUGGCCAAGCCGGCUACCAGGACGAGUACUAUGAUAGCCAAUACUACGACCAGCCUGGUCAGGCCGCAGGGUACGGUGGAGGCAGGCGCGGCAAUGGAUCCGAGGAUGACUCGGAGACUUUCAGCGACUUCACUAUGAGUUAUGCCGAAGGUCCAGGUGGCCGUGGAUACCGCCCACCUUCUUCUCAGGUCUCGUACGGCGGAAACCGCAGCUCUGGCGCCUCGACCCCUGUCUAUGGCGUGGACUACGCAAACGCUCUCCCUGCUGGCCAACGUUCCAAGGAGCCAUACCCCGCCUGGACAUCUGAUGCGCAGAUUCCCUUGUCCAAGGAGGAGAUCGAGGACAUCUUCCUCGACCUCGCCUCCAAGUUUGGUUUCCAGAGGGACAGCAUGCGCAACUGCUACGAUCACCUGAUGACGCUUCUCGACUCCCGUGCCUCGCGCAUGGCGCCGAACCAGGCCCUUCUUUCACUGCACGCCGAUUACAUUGGCGGUGACAACGCCAACUACCGCAGGUGGUAUUUUGCCGCGCACCUGGACAUGGACGACGCCGUUGGCUUCGCAAACAUGAACAUUGGCAAGAAGAAGAACAAGAAGACGGCUAAGAAGAAGAAGGGAGGCGAUGAUGCUGCCAAUGAGGAGGAGAUGAUGGAAGCCUUCGAGGGCGACAACAGUCUCGAGGCCGCCGAGUACAGGUGGAAGAGCAGGAUGAACAAGAUGUCGCAGCACGAUCGGGUGCGGCAGAUUGCCUUGUUCCUGAUGAUUUGGGGCGAGGCCAACGUUCUCCGUUUUAUGCCCGAACUUUGCUGCUUCAUUUUCAAAUGCGCCGACGACUUCCAUACUUCUCCGGCCUGCCAAGCCCGUGUGGAGCCCGUUGAGGAGCUUACUUUCCUGAACACCAUCAUCACGCCUCUGUACCAAUACUACAGGGACCAGGGUUAUGAAAUUGUGGAUGGAAAGUACGUCCGUCGCGAACGUGACCACGCUCAGAUCAUUGGUUACGAUGAUAUGAAUCAACUCUUCUGGUACCCGGAGGGCAUUGAACGCAUCAUCUUCGAGGACAAGUCUCGCCUCGUUGACCUUACGCCACCGGAGCGUUACGAGAGGCUGAAGGACGUUAACUGGAAGAAGGUCUUUUUCAAGACCUACAGGGAAACGCGCUCUUGGUGGCACAUGCUUACCAACUUCAACCGUAUCUGGGUCAUCCACUUGUCUAUUUUCUGGAUGUACACGGUCUUCAACUCUCCGACGCUCUACACCAAAAACUACCAGCAACAGAUCAACAACAAGCCGCCUGUCGCGGCUCAAUGGUCUGCGGUCUCUCUCGGUGGUACUCUGGCUUCUUUGCUCAUGAUCGGUGCUACGCUCUGCGAAUGGGCGUACGUCCCCCGUAAGUGGGCUGGUGCUCAGCAUCUCACCAAGCGUCUCUUGUUCUUGCUCGUUGUCUUCGCCAUCAACGUUGCCCCUGCGGUUUACGUUUUCGGUGUCAAUCGGGAGAACAAGAUCGCUCUCAUCCUUGGUAUCGUCCAGUUCCUGCUCGCGCUUAUCACGAUCAUCUACUUCUCGUUCAUGCCUCUUGGUGCCCUUUGGGGCAGCUACUUGACGAAGAACUCGCGUCAGUAUGUCGCCAGUGCUACCUUUACGGCUAGCUGGCCGCAUCUCAAGGGUAAUGCGGUUUGGAUGUCUUACGGUCUCUGGGUCUGCGUUUUCGCAGCCAAGCUGUCCGAGUCCUACUUCUUCUUGACUCUUUCGUUCAGAGAUCCGAUCCGCGUUCUGUCGACCAUGAAGCUCAGCAAAUGCUACGGUGAGAACAUCUUCGGCAAAGGAAAUGAGGACAUUCUCUGCAAGAGGCAGCCUCAGAUUCUGUUGGGCCUGAUGUACUUCACCGAUCUUUGCCUGUUCUUCCUCGACACCUACCUGUGGUACAUCAUCUGCAACAUGUUGUUCUCUGUUGCUGGAUCCUUCUACCUUGGUAUUUCGAUUUGGACGCCUUGGAGGAACAUCUUUUCCCGUCUUCCCAAGCGUAUCUACUCCAAGGUUCUGGCCACGACAGACAUGGAGAUCAAGUACAAGCCCAAGGUUCUGAUUUCUCAAAUCUGGAACGCCAUCAUCAUCUCCAUGUACAGGGAGCAUCUCCUGGCCAUUGACCAUGUGCAGAAGCUGCUUUACCACCAGGUUCCUUCCGAGCAGGAAGGAAAGAGAACGCUGCGUGCUCCGACUUUCUUCGUCUCACAGGAAGAUCACUCCUUCAAGACCGAGUUCUUCCCUGCGGGUAGUGAGGCUGAGCGCCGCAUUUCUUUCUUCGCGCAGUCGCUGUCUACUCCUAUUCCGGAGCCUCUCCCUGUCGAUAACAUGCCUACUUUCACUGUUAUGAUUCCUCACUACAGUGAAAAGAUUCUUCUUUCUCUCAGGGAGAUUAUUCGCGAGGACGAGCCUUACUCCCGUGUCACGCUUCUGGAGUAUCUCAAGCAGCUGCACCCGCACGAGUGGGACUGCUUCGUCAAGGACACCAAGAUUCUGGCCGAUGAGACUUCGCAGUUCAACAAUGGCGAUGCCGAGAAGUCUGAGAAGGACACGCAAAAGGCCAAGAUUGACGACCUGCCCUUCUACUGCAUUGGUUUCAAGUCUGCUGCCCCUGAGUACACUCUCCGCACUCGUAUCUGGGCUUCUCUUCGCUCGCAGACUCUGUACCGCACGAUUUCUGGUUUCAUGAACUACAGCCGCGCCAUCAAGUUGCUUUACCGUGUCGAGAACCCUGAAGUCGUCCAGAUGUUCGGUGGUAACUCUGACAAGCUGGAAAGGGAACUUGAGCGCAUGGCGCGUCGCAAGUACAAGAUUUGCGUGUCUAUGCAGCGUUACGCGAAGUUCACCAAGGAGGAGAGAGAAAACACCGAGUUCUUACUUCGCGCGUACCCCGAUCUCCAGAUUGCCUACCUCGACGAGGAGCCACCUGCGAACGAAGGCGAGGACCCGCGUCUCUACUCUUCUCUCAUCGACGGUCACUCUGAACUUAUGGAGAACGGCAUGCGUAAGCCCAAGUUCCGGGUUCUGCUCUCUGGUAACCCCAUUCUCGGUGACGGCAAGUCCGACAACCAGAACCACGCCGUUAUCUUCUACCGUGGCGAGUACAUCCAGCUUGUCGACGCUAACCAGGACAACUAUCUCGAGGAGUGUCUGAAGAUCCGUUCCGUCCUGGCCGAGUUCGAGGAGAUGACCACUGACAACGUUUCGCCCUACACUCCUGGUCUUCCUCGCUCGGACUUUGACCCCGUGGCCAUUCUCGGUGCCCGCGAGUACAUUUUCUCUGAGAACAUCGGUAUCCUUGGUGACGUCGCUGCUGGUAAGGAACAAACGUUCGGUACCAUGUUUGCCCGUACUCUUUCCCAGAUUGGUGGCAAGCUGCAUUACGGUCACCCCGAUUUCCUGAACGGUAUCUUCAUGACUACGCGUGGUGGUGUCUCCAACGGACAAAAGGGUCUGCACCUUAACGAAGAUAUUUACGCCGGUAUGCGCGCUCUUCUGCGUGGUGGUCGUAUCAAGCAUUGCGAGUACUACCAGUGUGGUAAGGGUCGUGAUCUUGGUUUUGGUUCCAUUCUCAACUUCACCACUAAGAUUGGUACGGGUAUGGGUGAGCAAAUGCUUUCUCGCGAGUACUACUAUCUCGGUACCCAGCUGCCUCUCGACCGCUUCCUGUCGUUCUACUACGCCCAUCCCGGUUUCCAUUUGAACAACAUGUUUAUCAUGUUGUCGGUGCAGUUCUUCAUGUUCGUUGUUCUCAACCUCGGCGCUCUCCACCAUGAGACCAUCACCUGCAAGUACAACAAGAACAAGCCUAUCACCGAUCCGUUGUUCCCCACUGGUUGCGCCAACCUCCAACCGGUCAUCGACUGGAUCACUCGUUGCACGGUGUCUAUUUUCAUCGUCUUGAUCAUUGCCUUCAUCCCUCUGACUGUCCAGGAACUUACCGAGCGUGGUGCCUGGCGUGCGGCUACUCGUCUCGCGAAGCACUUCUCUUCUCUCUCGCCUAUGUUCGAAGUCUUCGUCUGUCAGAUUUACUCCCAGGCUGUUGCCAGCGAUCUGUCCUACGGUGGUGCUCGCUACAUCGGUACUGGUCGUGGUUUCGCCACUGCGCGCAUUCCCUUCGGUAUCCUGUUCUCGCGUUUCGCACCCCCGUCAAUCUACCUGGGUGGUCGUAUGCUCAUGAUGUUGCUGUUUGCCACGAUGACCAUCUGGGAUGCCUGGUGUGUCUACUGGUGGGUCUCGCUUCUUGCUCUCACCAUCUCGCCGUUCAUCUUCAACCCUCACCAAUUCUCCUGGGACGACUUCUUCAUCGACUACAGAGAGUAUCUCCGCUGGCUCUCUCGUGGCAACACCAAGUCGCACAGCGCAUCUUGGAUUGGAUACUGCCGUCUCACUCGUACCCGUCUCACUGGUUUCAAGAGGAAGGCUCUGGGUGACCCGUCUUCCAAGAUGUCCGGCGAUGUCCCUCGCGCCUCGUUCGCAAACAUCGUCUGGGGUGAAAUCGUUGGCCCGAUCUUCCUCAUCGCCGUCACCAUCAUUCCUUACCUUUACAUCAACGCCCUGACCGGCGUCAAAGGCGCCAAAGGAAACGAUGAUAUCCCAGAUGAUGAGUACCACGCGACUGACUCUAUCAUCCGUCUUUGCAUUUGCGCCUUUGGUCCCAUCGCCGUCAACGCUGGUGUGUCUGGUAUGUUCUUCGCCAUGGCCUGCUGUAUGGGCCCUCUCUUGAGCAUGUGCUGCAAGAAGUUCGGUGCUGUCCUGGCUGCUAUUGCUCAUGCGGUGGCUGUCAUUAUCAUCAUCGUCUUCUUCGAGGUCAUGUUCUUCCUCGAGGGUUGGAGCUUCGUCAAGGCUCUCUCGGGAAUGAUCGCCGCUGCCGCCAUCCAGCGCUUUAUCUACAAGCUCAUCGUUUCUCUUGCACUCACUCGUGAGUUCAAGACUGACGCUGCAAACAUUGCCUGGUGGACGGGUAAGUGGUACAGCAUGGGUUGGCACACGGUAACGCAGCCUGGUCGUGAGUUCCUCUGUAAGAUCACGGAGCUGGGAAUGUUUGCUGGCGACUUCUGUCUUGGCCACAUGAUUCUGUUCAUCAUGCUUCCCGCUCUGUGCAUCCCCUACGCCGACAAACUCCACUCGAUCAUGCUCUUCUGGCUGCGCCCAAGUCGUCAAAUCCGUCCCCCCAUCUACUCACUCAAGCAAACCAAGCUUCGCAAGCGUCGCGUCAUCCGCUACUCGAUCCUCUACUUCACCCUGAUCCUUGUGUUCGUUCUCCUUAUUGCUGGCCCCUUGAUUGCCGCCAAGUUUGUCAGUGGCCUGCCCACCAACAGCUCGCUCGGUCUCAGCAACAUGUACAUCAUCCAGCCUACUGGUAUGGGUAACAACGACACCAGAGGUACCGUUGAGACCGGAACCGCCGCUGAUGGUGCCGCUGCUACUGGUGGCGCGGCUGCCUCAAGUGCCGCUUCGACUGCGAAGAGGCUCUUGCUGGCCAGGUCGUAUUAAGAGGGGACUACACGUGUUCAGGGACGCAUUUUCGUGGGCGGCGCAACGGGCUUUCGAGCGUUGUUACGCUGUACAAGCAAUAAACAUGAUGCCGCACUGCCUUCCGCUUUAGCGGGGGUCACGUAAUGACUAUAAUCAUCCCCAGCCUC
Molecule: messenger RNA, 6009 nt
Organism: Aplosporella prunicola CBS 121167
Lineage: Eukaryota; Fungi; Ascomycota; Dothideomycetes; Botryosphaeriales; Aplosporellaceae
Product: glycosyltransferase family 48 protein
Exons: 6
Coding region: 152-5860 (1902 amino acids)
Biological process (GO): (1->3)-beta-D-glucan biosynthetic process; fungal-type cell wall polysaccharide biosynthetic process
Cellular component (GO): 1,3-beta-D-glucan synthase complex; plasma membrane
Molecular function (GO): 1,3-beta-D-glucan synthase activity
Source: RefSeq, a predicted model, not a curated record